Medicago truncatula (barrel medic) is the source of this 1533-nucleotide messenger RNA. RefSeq names its product ribosomal RNA small subunit methyltransferase H. The record is from RefSeq and is a predicted model, not a curated record. Gene Ontology annotation, molecular function: rRNA (cytosine-N4-)-methyltransferase activity. The coding region runs from base 89 to 1342 and encodes 417 amino acids. Gene Ontology annotation, biological process: rRNA base methylation. Lineage: Eukaryota; Viridiplantae; Streptophyta; Magnoliopsida; Fabales; Fabaceae. The transcript is spliced from 5 exons.
CCUCUUCUCUUCUGGGUUGGGUUGGGGUUAGAGAGAAAUGAGAAAGUGUUUGUUACUACCACAGCGAGUUUAGGUCUGGAAAAACGAAAUGGCAACGAUUUCUAAGAUAUCGUCACUGUUAUUCUCUUCAUCCAAACCUAAACUCAUUCACCACAUCCUCUCUCCUUCUUCUAAUCUCAGAACCCUCACCACUGCUUCUUCCAGAAUCACAAAGACCAAGAAAACAGAAGCAGCACUUGCCAAGGAAAAGAGAAGAACGCGUUCUGACAAAGAACUCGACCAGGAGACAAUUAUUGAGCUUUACAACAAUAACUCUCAUCUUCAUGUUCCUGUUAUGCUUUCUCAAGUCUUAGAUGUUUUCUCAAAUUGUUCCUUAACUUCUUUUGUUGAUUGUACUCUUGGUGCUGCUGGUCACUCUACAAAUGUGAUUAGAGGUCAUCCGGAGUUGAAGUAUUUUGUUGGGAUGGAUGUGGACCCUGUGGGGCGUGACACGGCUCAAUCCCGCAUCAGUUCAGUUUUGGACGAUAGGGAGUCUAGUGUGAAAGUGUUUACUGUGUUAAGGAAUUUUAGGCACAUCAAAUCUGUGCUUAGAGGAACGGGCGAGGAGCACUUAGGGGCUGCGUCUAUUGAUGGCAUCUUGAUGGACCUGGGCAUGUCAUCUAUGCAGGUGGAUGAUCCUCAAAGAGGGUUCAGUGUGCUUGGUGAUGGACCCCUUGAUAUGCGCAUGGAUCCUCAGGCAAGCCUUAAAGCAGAAGACAUAUUAAAUUCUUGGCCAGAUACUGAAGUGGGCCGUAUCCUAAGGGAUUAUGGGGAAGAGAGUAAUUGGCGUACUCUGCAGAAGAAAAUUGUCCUAGCCCGUUUAGAAGGUGGAUUACAUUCCACUACCGACUUGCUGGAUCUCAUUCAGCGUGUGACUCCUGGAAUGAAAGGGGGGAGACAAGGUUGGAUAAAAACAGCAACCCGGGUAUUUCAAGCAUUGAGAAUCGCUGUCAAUGAUGAACUGAAGACUCUUGAGGAUUCUCUCUAUUCUUGUUUUGACUGUCUUGCACCUGGUGGAAGGCUUGCUGUCAUAUCCUUUCACAGUUUGGAGGACAGAAUUGUGAAGCAGACAUUUCUUAAUAUAAUUAAAGGAAAUGAAGACAUGGGAGAAGGGGAGAGUUGCAAUAGUGAUCUUAGGAAGAUGAUUGAUGAAAUCAAAGAAAAAGAAGCUUGGAUAAGACAAGUAAUGCCUGGAUCAAAUGGAAUUAUUCUCACAAAAAGACCAAUCACGCCAUCAGAAGAUGAAGAGAACUUGAACCGCAGAAGUAGAAGUGCAAAGCUCAGGGUUAUUCAAAAGCUUUGAAGAUUCAUAAGAUUGCUGUUUGGAGUAGAGCUCUUAGAAAUAUGUGUAUUCAUAAACUUGUCCGUAUCUUUGCUUUAGAAAUUAUAUUCACUCAUCAGUAGAAAAGUUCUAGGUUUUUGAAGAAAAACGAUAUUGAAAUAAAAAAAUUGAUGUCAUAUUUGAUGUCAAGUAUGACGUUUUUUUGGUUUUUA